Sciurus carolinensis (gray squirrel) is the source of this 1500-nucleotide messenger RNA. It is a transcript of the gene Aqp8, whose product is annotated as aquaporin 8. Gene Ontology annotation, cellular component: plasma membrane. Gene Ontology annotation, molecular function: water channel activity. Bases 117 to 902 code for a protein of 261 amino acids. The record is from RefSeq and is a predicted model, not a curated record. Gene Ontology annotation, biological process: transmembrane transport; water transport. Lineage: Eukaryota; Metazoa; Chordata; Mammalia; Rodentia; Sciuridae. The transcript is spliced from 6 exons.
AAGAGGCAGAGCCUGUAGCGGGAUCCGCGGUCCUGCCCAGAAGAUAAGCUGAGCGACAGCAGGCGCGCCUCCCAGCAGCUCUGGCCCGGUCCCAGGCCCUGCGCCGGCUCUCGCUGAUGUCUGGGGAGGCGCCUAUGUGUGACACUGAGCUUGGCGGUGGCAAGGUGAAGGAGCCCAGCAUGAGCGGCCGGAGUCGCGGGUCCUGGUUCGAGCGGUUCGUGCAGCCCUGCCUGGUGGAGCUGCUGGGCUCUGCCCUCUUCAUCUUCAUCGGGUGCCUGUCUGUCAUUGAGAAUGGGCUGGACACUGGGCGGCUGCAGCCGGCGCUGGCCCACGGGCUGGCCUUGGGGCUCAUCAUCGCCACGCUGGGGAACAUCAGCGGUGGACACUUCAACCCUGCCGUGUCACUGGCAGCCAUGCUGAUCGGAGGCCUCAACGUGAUCAUGCUUCUUCCCUACUGGAUCUCCCAGCUGUGUGGGGGACUGAUUGGGGCCGCCUUGGCCAAGGUGGUGAGUCCUGAGGAGAGGUUCUGGAAUGCGUCUGGGGCGGCCUUUGUGACAGUCCAGGAGCAGGGGCAGGUGGCCGGGGCGCUGGGGGCGGAGAUCAUGCUGACGGCACUGCUGGCACUGGCUGUAUGCAUGGGCGCCAUCAACGAGAAGACGCGUGGCCCUCUGGCCCCGUUCUGCAUUGGCUUCUCCGUCACUGUGGAUAUCCUGGCAGGGGGUGCUAUCUCUGGAGCCUGCAUGAACCCGGCUCGUGCCUUUGGACCUGCUGUGAUGGCCAACCACUGGAGCUUCCACUGGAUCUACUGGCUGGGCCCACUCCUGGCUGGCCUGCUUGUAGGACUGCUCAUUAGGCUCUUCAUUGGAGAUGGGAAAACCCGCCUAAUCCUGAAGGGACGAUGAAGCAGAACUGCUAGAGUCGCCGCUGCCCCUGUGUCCUCAGCUGCCCCAUUCUGGGCUGAGGACAAGACAGCUUCUGCACUUCCUUCCAGGGCAGAGGACCGGAUGAGCAGAGGACCUUCUGCUACUGACUUGGGCCCAGCUUCUCAGACAGACAGACAGACAGACUGCUGCAAAGGCCCAAGGAUGCUCUAGGUUCUUAGAAUUGCUUUGUGGCACCUGGGGUCUCAGCCUAGGGAAUGUGUUGCCAGCACUUCCCAGGCAGAGGUGGGGACACCACAGGUUUUCUUGAGAGGGCAAGUCCUAGGAGCAGAGGAGCAGCCGGAAGAAGUGGCUGUUCAUGUACAUCAGCUCACCCGCCCCUUUCCCUUCCUGCCUUCCCUCCACCAUCUCUCCCUCCUUCCUCCACAUUUUUUUACAGUAUUAGGAUGGAACUCAGGGUCUCCACAUGCUAGGCAAGUGCCCUAGGCCACACUCCCAGCCUUCACACCCGCUUUCUCUUUCCUCCCAUGGUUCUUUGAUUCCUGUCACAGAAGGGCCGUCUGGAGCCUGACGGCUUCCUUGCUUCCCAAGCUGCCGAUCUAACUUUGCAAUAAACAGC